AUGAAUCCAUCUAAAAGACCUCUCCCGCCUCUCGCGGAAUCUAUUCGCAUCAAAAUCAAAUCGAUGAUUCCGGAUUUAUCUGGUGAACCUGCUGAGAAUCAUGCGGAACUUCUGAAAACGGAGGCAAACGGGAACAAGACGUACGGAGGAACAUUACUUGCGGAACAGAUCUCUCUCAUGUCGGGCCAACUGCCUAUUCCAGAUCCAGAGAACUGGCGUUGGCGUUUACUCUACUUCGCAGUUCCUACAACAGUCGGAACCGCGGGAAAGAAAGGAUUUCUCAUUCCACUUUCUGAGAAUGUUAUGCGCGAAGGGGCCUUGGAAGAGUGCUUUUACGUUGAGAUCACUGAUCCAGAGGUUCGCAUGCACACAGCAGCUAUAUUUUUUGUACCCAAAUGA
This is a messenger RNA of Penicillium antarcticum, 399 nucleotides long. RefSeq lists its product as uncharacterized. The transcript has 2 exons. NCBI's taxonomy places the organism in Eukaryota, Fungi, Ascomycota, Eurotiomycetes, Eurotiales, Aspergillaceae. Bases 1 to 399 code for a protein of 132 amino acids. The record is from RefSeq and is a predicted model, not a curated record.